This is a messenger RNA of Penicillium pulvis, 1026 nucleotides long. Its product is annotated as zinc-binding alcohol dehydrogenase family protein. Gene Ontology annotation, molecular function: oxidoreductase activity, acting on NAD(P)H. Lineage: Eukaryota; Fungi; Ascomycota; Eurotiomycetes; Eurotiales; Aspergillaceae. Bases 1 to 1026 code for a protein of 341 amino acids. The transcript has a single exon. The record is from RefSeq and is a predicted model, not a curated record.
AUGGCCAACAAAGCCGCCAUCAUCCCAGCGGCCAAAGCCCCCUUGGAGAUUCAUUCAGUCGACUUUUACCAACCCGAUAGACGAGAGCUUCUAGUGAAGAAUGAAGUCAUUGCGUUCAACCCGAUAGAAUACAAGAUUGCCAAACUCGGGUUGUUUCCGAUCCAGUACCCCUCCAUCCUUGGCGUAUCAUACGGUGGGACAGUUCAAGCAGUCGGUGCAGAUGUUACAGGCUUCAAGGUCGGCGACAAAGUCGCUGUAGCCAAAGCUAUGGGCGCAGCUGACAACAAAUACGGUGCUUACCAGCAAUAUGUUGUCACCCCAGAGGAUGCAGCCAGCAAAAUAUCGCCGGGUAUAGACGUCACUAUUCCUGCAAGCUUGGUUGGAAACCUAAAAACCGUUGUCGGCCUUUUCAGUGGAAUUGCUGGAUUGGACAAGCCUACUUUGGAUACAGCUCCUCCAUCUCAGAAGAAGAAAGUCUUGAUUUAUGGAGGGUCUUCAAGCCUCGGCAGCCUUUCUGUUCAAUACGUCGCGCAAGCGGGGUAUCAAGUAAUCACAACAUCGUCACCGCAGCACGAUGCUUUUGUCUCGAAGCUAGGCGCGACGCAAGUCAUCAACCACCGACAGGAUUCAAGCAACCUUAUCGAUGAAAUCUCUGCCGCCGGACCGUACGACCUUGCUGUCGACUGCAUCUCACUGCCGAACACUAUUGCCGUCAACGCACAAGUUCUUUCCAGACAAGGCGGUGGAAAGCUAUAUACUGUGCUUCCCCCGUUGGGCCCAGAAAAUCUCCCGAGUGGGGUUAAUCGCGAAUUUUCAUCCUGGGGUGCAGUCCUUUCCGACGAAAAGAAUGCUCAGUUGCUGCGUUGGGCCAUAGACACCUAUCUUCCGGAAGGGGUCGCCCUGGGUAAAAUCAUCCCGCUGCCUAUCGAGAAAAUCCCUGGUGGAUUGAGUGGAGUUGAAACUGCUCUUGACAGGCUUCAGAAAGGUGUCAGUGGGGUGAAAUUGGCUGUAGACCCACGGGAGUGA